This is a messenger RNA of Acanthopagrus latus (yellowfin seabream), 5244 nucleotides long. It is a transcript of the gene slc40a1, whose product is annotated as solute carrier family 40 member 1. Gene Ontology annotation, cellular component: basolateral plasma membrane. Gene Ontology annotation, biological process: iron ion transmembrane transport. The record is from RefSeq and is a predicted model, not a curated record. The coding region runs from base 324 to 2033 and encodes 569 amino acids. Gene Ontology annotation, molecular function: peptide hormone binding; iron ion transmembrane transporter activity. The transcript is spliced from 8 exons. Lineage: Eukaryota; Metazoa; Chordata; Actinopteri; Spariformes; Sparidae.
GGACGUAAACAGAGCGGCAGCAGAGCAGAGCUAACCGUCGGACACGGAGCAGCUCCGGCUUCAUCUUAUAAAAAGGCUCUCCGGCUCUUUAGCUCACAAAAACAUCUCUUUCCGACUUCAGCUACAGUGUUAGCUAAGUUUGGAGAGGAGACUUCAGGAGGAAGACGUGUGUCUCGUGUGUUUUUUUUUUUUCCUUCUGUGUAUCGAUGUGAUGCAGCAGUAGGUCGACCUGCUUUAACGGCUAUCACAAAAGAGGAGACAGCAAAAACAGACAUUCACUCGGUUGUUUGGUUUUUUGAUUUUACACUCGGACAAGCUUUAAGAUGGAUACCUCUUCACCCAAGAAGACCUGCUGGGAAUCCAUCACUGACUUCUUCACCUCAGCUAAAUUCCUGAUCUACAUGGGCCAUGCUCUGUCAACAUGGGGUGACAGGAUGUGGAACUUCGCCGUGGCUGUGUUCCUGGUGGAGCUGUAUGGGAACAGCCUGCUGCUCACGGCCGUCUACGGGCUGGUGGUGGCCGGGUCCGUGCUGCUGCUGGGGGCCAUCAUUGGGGACUGGGUGGACAGGAAUCCCAGACUUAAAGUGGCCCAGACCUCGCUGCUCGUCCAGAACAGUUGCGUCAUCCUGUGCGGGAUCCUCCUGAUGGUUGUUUUCCAGUUCAAAGAACAGCUUGUGGAGCUGUACAAUGGAUGGAUUCUGACGACCUGCUACAUCCUGGUGAUAACCAUCGCUAACAUUGCCAACCUGGCGAGCACGGCGACCUCCAUCACCAUCCAGAGGGACUGGGUGGUGGUGGUGGCGGGUCAGGACAGCAGCAGGUUGGCAGACAUGAAUGCCACGGUGCGGAUUAUUGAUCAGCUCACUAACAUCCUGGCUCCCAUGCUGGUGGGUCAGAUUAUGGCCUUCGGCUCCCAUUUCAUUGGCUGCGGCUUCAUCUCCGGCUGGAAUCUGUGCUCCAUGUGUCUGGAGUACGCUCUGCUGUGGAAGGUCUACCAGAAGACGCCGGCGCUGGCCACGAAAUCCGGUCAGAAGGAGCCGCAGCAGGAGCUCAAACAGCUCGGCCCACAGAAAGACGUGGAGGACGGUCAGAGUCCUGAGGAGUCGUCUCAGCCGCUCAUGAACGAAGCGACAGUCGCCACCAAACCCGACUCUCCAAAGCAGCGCGGCUGCUGCUACCAGGCGACCGAACCUCUGCGCACCCUGAAGGCCGGCUGGGUGGCCUACUACAACCAGAACAUCUUCUUCGCCGGCAUGUCCCUGGCUUUCCUCUACAUGACGGUGCUGGGCUUCGACUGCAUCACCACGGGCUACGCCUACACGCAGGGCCUCAACGGCUCCGUCCUUAGCCUGCUGAUGGGGGCCUCGGCCGUGUCGGGAAUCUGCGGCACCGUCGCCUUCACUUGGGUCCGCAAGAAGUGCGGCCUGAUCCGCACCGGCUUCAUCUCAGGCAUGGCCCAGCUGGCUUGUCUCAUGCUGUGCGUCGUCUCCGUCUUUGCUCCCGGGAGCCCCUUCGACCUCAGCGUCUCGCCCUUCCAGGACCUGUACACACAUCUGAUCGGAGAGAAGGCGCUGCCCGAGGCCGAACACAGCCUCACCGGCGUUCUCAUUGGUGUGAACGCCACUACUACUGCUGCACCGGCUGAAGAGAUGCCCCCUCUGCAGUCCUACAUGUCUGUUAGUCUGCUGUUUGCUGGCGUCAUUGCUGCUAGAGUUGGUCUGUGGUCCUUUGACCUGACAGUGACCCAGCUCAUCCAGGAGAAUGUGAUCGAGUCGGAGCGUGGUGUGAUCAACGGCGUCCAGAACUCCAUGAAUUACCUCUUAGACCUGCUGCACUUCAUCAUGGUGAUUCUGGCCCCGAACCCGGAGGCUUUCGGCCUGCUGGUCAUCAUCUCCGUCUCCUUCGUGGCCAUGGGUCACAUCAUGUACUUUGGCUUCGCCUUCAAGAGCCUGGGAAGCCGCCUCUUCCUCUGCUGCUCGCCGGAGCAGAAGGUGGAGACGGUGGACAGCCCCUCACUUCCUACCACCGUCUAACCCGGUUAAAGAGACUCUGUCCUGGGUACAUACUGCUCACGCCUUACCCUACGCCUGCGGCUUAUUCAUCUAACAUGCAGAAUGCUAAUGCUAACACAAACCAGAGGAAGGUAACUUAACUCGCUAUGCAUAGCCAUUAACAAAGCAUUACUCAUUAGCAGAAUAAAGCUAACAGUCACAGAAAACUAACAGUUUUAGAUGAGGCAGGUUUUCUCCCCUCGGUCUGGGAGUCAGAUGAGAGCCUCGGCGUCUUAUCUGUGAGUCCACGCUCUUUGAAACACACAUGUACUGUUAAAGAAAUCAGGGGAAAAGGCACUGUAAAAUAUUCUCCUCCCAACAGCCUGGAUCUAGCUGUAACGAUGUUUCAAAGGUGCUUCAGCUAACUUAAAGGCAAAAAACGAGGGAGAAACCUCACAGGGAAGCAGGAACUGAGGCUCGGAUUCAGGUGGGGCGGCUGUCGGCUGAGACGCCAGAGGGGCUUUUCCGUACACAAGUCGGUCUCACUCAGCACGUCGGACCAGCGCGGCAGGGAUUUGUAUUUCCAUCACAGCAGAAUUUCCUGCUUUAAGGUGCAUCUUUAACUGAUGCACUCUUGUGUUAGAGGAGUGGCUCUAAAUCCUCCUUCUCUCGGCAGGUUAUCGAAGAAUCAGCGCUAACAAAGCUCCGCUACUUCGGUGAUAAACCAGUUUAAAAUCCAGCAAAUUCUUCACAAUAAAAGUCCCUCAUUUAGUUGCUGGAAAGCUUUUAUUGUGAAGCCAAAUCGGGAACUAAACACGCUGAAACAGUCAAAUACAGCGGAAGGUACAAACGAGUACUGUUUGUUUGAGGAGGGGAAAGUGGACGUCGGGUUGGUGCUUCAACCUUUUAAUGGAAACGCAAAUCAGCGCAGCACAGUUUGACCAAAAGUGUCGACGGAAAAGCUCCAGAAAAGACAGAACGCCCCCCUUUUUUUCCUGACACUCACCUCUCAGUGACUCCAUUGGUGCUGUAGCUGUGUCUGUCCUCUGAUAGCCUCCUCUGUCAGCUCACAGGAUUAUAUCUAACCAAACACAAACUGGGAUCUAGUCUCUUUAUAAGGGUUAUGCAAUUAACUGUAUUUAUUCAGGAACUGCAGACGGUUGGUUUUUUUGUUAUAACUGUUUCGUCAGUAUUGUGUGGUCGUGCCAGAAGACAGAAAUCCUAUGCACCCUCGUCAAUAACGCUCUCAGUUACCAAAGUGGCAUAAAGGAAGUGAGGGAAACCAAACAUUCCAAAUAUAUAUAUUUUUACAUCAGGUGACAGUAGACGUGUAGGUUCACUAACGCUUUCAUACACCCGAGUUUAUCUGAACCUUUCUAACCCGCUCUGAGAUUGUACUUUAUUUUCUGCUAGUUUACAUGAAUAGUGUUAUUUUGUCACCUUUUUUUUUCAUCUCUAUGUUCCUUUUGAGUAAUUUUUUCAAUCGUGAUUGUUGUUACACAGGCACUUUAAGUGAUUGACGUCUGUCAUUAACGCGUGAUCAGGCAUUUGAUCAAUAUUUUUGCACAAGGCUGAAGUCCUGACCCCCCUUAUUGGAUCACUAAUCGGCUCCUCGUCUGCUCUGGGGAGAUUGUGGUUUUAAAGACAAAGAGGCACAUAUUUUACCACUCAGCAUGUUCAUGUUCAGGAGGAAAAACUGUACCAGUGAAGAAAUCCAAAUACACCCAGACUUCACCCACAAUGACCCCCUCGUUCCUCAAGAGUCAGCCACUCAGCAGAUUUUAUCUGAUCUCAGUUUACGCUUCAGACUGCCAACAGGAUCUGUGAUCGUGUUUUUACUGCUGUAAGCUUCAGCAGAAGGUUUACAGCUUUACAGGACCGGUCCACAAAAUGUAUUUCACAAGUGUCUCAUGAGAGGGAAAAAACUCUAACUUCAGACACCAGGCAAUUCAAAGUGCUUUACAGAGAUACAGAACUACAUUAAAAGUAAGACAAAGACCCUUCGCCCAACAGCCAACCAUCUAAAUACGCCUAAUUAUUUUUCCCUGAGAAGUUAAUGAAAAUGUGGAGAAACUUAUUAUCUCACAAUGUUAAAGAAAGUAAGAAAAAGAAUUCCUGGAUCCGUCCCGUUAUCGCGCCAAAAGUUAAAGGGGUCUGUUCUGGACUGAGACACAUCCGCCAUCCAAGUUUUAAUUUCCUCGGCAGAGAUAAUUACAGGAUUAAUGUCGAUUUCAGAGAAUAUCUAUACGUAAUGUUUGCUAACGUUAGCCACCAUAAGCUACCGGUCAUACCAGACCCAGUCAGGCUGUAGCAGCUAAACCCCCCCGAGUGCAUUGAACUGAGUUUUAUGACUUCAGCUUCUCAUUUUUAAGAGGAAUCAUUCAGUUAUUUUCAUAUUUCAGAAAUUACACAAUCUCGCCUUCAAGAUCAAACCCAAAUAAAGUCGUUAACGUAGCUACAACUAGCUCCUGUCCACCUCUGACCUUCAGUGAUUUCUCUCGCCUUACUGUAAAUUAGCCUUGACAGCUGUUGAACGCACACAUGUACCGGCUGCAUCCAGCCGGUAACCAGCCGCACCGCGCCCACGACAAAAUCUAGCCGGUCUAGCCAAGUUUUUGGUAACGGGGUAGAAGAAAUAUUUAGGUUGGAAACAGAAGUCGCCACAGCAGAUGUCGGAGAACAGAGGGCCACUUUCUUAGCUGCACAUUCCCGUGAAAUCUGGUGUUGGAGGCAGGAUGUCUGCAGGUGUGCAGAGCUGCAGACUCGGAGGGAACGGAGCUUAAUUUUCAUGUUUUCACGAGCUUCACCGCAGCAGCUCGUUGAAACAGCCCGUCUGCUGAUUCAGGAAUCUCACACAUGGCCAUAACUCUAUUUUUACUGUACAUAACAUUAGCUGUCAGUCGAUAUAUAAACUUACAUACAUAUAUAAUUUGAAAAAAAAUGCAACAAAAAAAGAUUGUGUAUACUGUUGCUAUGCUGUUUUUUUUUUGUUUUUGUUUUUUUUACGUUUUUGAAUACCUAGUGUUAACAUUUUGUGUCAAAUUCAUGAAAGAUUUUUUAGAUUUGUGUAUAAAGUUCAAUCACUGCAUUUCAUCUGUAUCAUACUGCUUGAAUCUGACAUAUAUCUCUCUGUAUAUACAGUAUAUAUAUCAGUGUUUUUUAUAUAUAUAUAUCUAUAUAUAUAUAUAUAUAUAAAUAUAUAUAUAUAGUUGUAGCUGAAUAGGGAAAAAAGCAUUAAAUCAUUAAGAAAUCA